Neogale vison (American mink) is the source of this 969-nucleotide messenger RNA. Its product is annotated as olfactory receptor 52N4-like. Gene Ontology annotation, biological process: G protein-coupled receptor signaling pathway. The record is from RefSeq and is a predicted model, not a curated record. The coding region runs from base 1 to 969 and encodes 322 amino acids. Lineage: Eukaryota; Metazoa; Chordata; Mammalia; Carnivora; Mustelidae. The transcript has a single exon. Gene Ontology annotation, molecular function: olfactory receptor activity; G protein-coupled receptor activity. Gene Ontology annotation, cellular component: membrane.
AUGCUAAUAAUGUUGAAUAAAACAAACUGGAUCCCGGCCUCAUUCAUUCUUAGUGGAGUCCCAGGACUGGAAGAUAUACACAUGUGGAUUUCCUUCCCAUUCUGCUCCAUGUAUGUGGUGGCCAUGGUAGGGAAUUGUGGGCUGCUCUACCUCAUCCGCUAUGAGGAUUCAUUGCACAGACCCAUGUAUUACUUUCUAGCCUUGCUUUCCCUAACUGAUAUUGCCAUGUGCUCUAGUACAAUUCCUAAAGCUCUCUGCAUCUUCUGGUUUCAUCUCAAGGAAAUCAGCUUUGGUGAAUGUCUGGUCCAGAUGUUCUUCAUCCACACCUUCACUGGAAUGGAUUCUGGGGUGCUCAUGCUUAUGGCCCUGGACCGUUAUGUGGCUAUCUGUUACCCACUGCGUUAUUCUACUAUCCUCACCAAUCCUGUCAUUGCAAAAGUCGGACUUGCUACUUUCCUGAGAGCAGUGUUGCUCAUCAUUCCCUUCACUGUCCUCACCAAGAAACUGCCCUACUGCAGAGGGAAUAUAAUCCCCCACACUUACUGUGACCACAUGUCUGUAGCCAAAUUAUCCUGUGGCAAUGUCAAGGUCAAUGCCAUCUAUGGUCUGACGGUUGCCCUCCUGAUUGGGGGCUUUGACAUUCUGUGCAUCACAAUCUCCUACACCAUGAUCCUCCGGGCAGUGCUCAGCCUCUCUUCAGCAGAUGCUCGACAGAAGGCCUUCAGCACCUGCACUGCCCACAUCUGUACAAUUGUUUUCUCCUACAGCCUAGCCUUUUUCUCCUUCUUUUCCCACCGCUUUGGGGGCCACACAAUCCCUCCAUCUUGCCACAUCAUUGUGGCCAAUAUUUAUCUGCUCUUGCCUCCCACUAUGAACCCUAUUGUGUAUGGGGUGAAAACCAAACAGAUACGAGACUGUGUCAUAAGGAUCCUUUCAGGUUCUAAGGACAUCAAACCCCAAGGUGUAUGA